Dimorphilus gyrociliatus is the source of this 1908-nucleotide messenger RNA. The record is from the annotation of a GenBank genome assembly. NCBI's taxonomy places the organism in Eukaryota, Metazoa, Annelida, Polychaeta, Dinophilidae.
AGUGCAGCGCUGGAGUUUUACAGCAGAAACCGGGUUGUAUGUGCGCACGUCAAGAAUAGCAUCGUCUCAAAUUUCAGCAAAUCAUCUCAAUCAAAAAUGCCCGAAUGCCGCCUGUCAAGAGACUUCUUCCUAUGGUCAAUUUGUGUUAUUUAUCUAUUUGCUUUCGGAUCACUUUAUGUUCAAAUUCCUGGUCUUUACGGUCAAAAUGGAAUAUUACCUGCUCGUUUGGUGGUUAAAGAACCUGCAAAAACAAUAUCUGAGUUAUUUCAUGACCAACCUACUUUAGUAAGAGUUUUAAUGGGCGUCGGAUUUAGCGUCGAAACAGCAAUGGACGCUGGAUAUUUUGCUGUUAGAGACGGGCUUUCUAUGCAUCUUCAUAUCCCCUUUCUCUCUAAGACUACGCAGUCCAAAUUAAUGUUUGCAAGCGGAGUUGUAAAAUUAACGAGUAGAUGUCCUACUUGGUGGUCCUUGACUGCUCUCGAUUAUCACUUUGAAUCUCAAUGUAUACCAACUCCAAUAGCUUGGAAUUUUCAUCAUUUGCCACAAUGGUUCAACAAGUUUAGCGUCGCUCUGGUUUACGUUAUUGAAAUAGCUAUACCCUUCCUCUUCUUCUCACCGAGAAAACAGCACCAAAUUUUCUCUGCUGCUUUACAGAUAAUCCUGCAAAUGAUAAUAAUGAUCACUGGAAACUACAAUUUUUUUAACCUGCUCACUAUUUGUCUUUGUAUACCUCUAUUCACAGAAUCUUUUAUCGAUACGAUCACUUGUAAUCUUUUGCCGCUUAAGCGAUCUUACUUGGAAGAUGAUGAAUUAGAGUACAAACGAAGAAAUUUUUCGCUUCUCUUUCGAAGAUUUUUAGCCUUUCUUUCUGAUAUAUUGGUCUUUGGAGGUUUGGCAUACUGGACUACUGUCGCUUUCAAUUUAAAAAUAAUUGUUAAACCGACGUUCAAUAUCGAAAGUUCUGUUAAUUUCGAUUUAAAUGGUUUGUUUAGGUUCCUUCGCCUAAUCACACCAAUCUCUCUAUGGCUUGGUGGCCUUUCUUUAGGAUGGACUAUAUUAGGAGCAUUUAUCGAAAGUUUCAAAAUGAAAACUUUUUGUAGGAAAUUUACGUCAGUUAGCUGUGUUGCCUUUUUUUCAAUUCUAGCAUCGGGCCUAUUUAGUGUAUCGCUAGUUGAACACACUAUUAUUGAUCGCACUUCUCAAAAUAAUCUAUGGAAUGUUGUUAGAGAUUGGCAUACGGCCACAAGAAAGUUUCAAAUUGUUAAUUCAUACGGUCUAUUUAGAACUAUGACUGGAGUUGGUGGUAGACCAGAAGUUAUUUUGGAAGGUGCACCAAAAAGAGAUGGUCCUUGGUUCGAAUAUAAUUUUCAAUACAAACCCGGCAAUCUUACAAAAUCUCCCCCCUGGGUAGCUCCCCACCAGCCACGUCUCGAUUGGCAAAUGUGGUUCGCCGCUCUUGGUGUCUAUGAACACAAUGCUUGGCUCUUGAAUCUCGUCUAUCGAUUGUUAACUAACGAGCCAACUGUCGUACAAUUAUUAGAUGUCGAUCCCAUACCUAAAUACAGAGAACAAUAUGGUGAUUCAACGCCUCGUUACAUCAGAGCACUACUAUACAAUUAUCAUUAUUCUGAUAAGAAUGAACGAGUUUAUUGGUGGAGUCGAACUCUCAAGCAAAUUUACCUACCCGUAGUCGGUCUUGAUGAUAAAGGCUUUAUGCAAUACUUAACAGAGGCUCAAAUAAUCAAGACUGACGGCUCAAAGGAGAAAUAUAUAAAUACGAAUCCAAUAGCCAAAUUUGUCUCCUCCCUUAGGGAACUCUUUGGUCAACCAGAUGGCUUUAUAACACUUAUUACUUUAUUUAUUGUAGUAAUUAUUGUGAACGUAAUAAGAAAUAGACGAUGCAACUAG